This is a messenger RNA of Penicillium griseofulvum, 735 nucleotides long. RefSeq names its product OB fold domain-containing protein. Gene Ontology annotation, biological process: double-strand break repair via homologous recombination; resolution of meiotic recombination intermediates. The record is from RefSeq and is a predicted model, not a curated record. Gene Ontology annotation, cellular component: RecQ family helicase-topoisomerase III complex; nuclear body. Lineage: Eukaryota; Fungi; Ascomycota; Eurotiomycetes; Eurotiales; Aspergillaceae. Bases 1 to 735 code for a protein of 244 amino acids. The transcript has a single exon.
AUGACUAGUCCUGACCAAGUUGCAGCUCAGAUACUGAGCACCAAAUCCCUCUCGGUCUCCCAAACCUGGCUCAAUGCCUUCCUAUCAUCAUCCAGCACAUCACAACGCAAUAUUCCCGCCUCAGCUCUCGCACAGACGGCUAUAUUCCGUCUUCUGGCCUCUGAUAUCAAAGAAUCACUCUCAAAACACAGAUCAUGUGUACUGCCUGUGAACAUUCAUGACCCGACAGUUCAAGAACGACGGCUGCAAGGCUCAAUCCCUGUGCAAGUGCUAGACAUCGAAGACAUCGGCACGAGUCUAUGGAGCCAAAUUGAAGCUAUUGAACGCGUUGAGCGUGGCGAAGCUAUCCGCGGCCGUGAAAUUGUGCGCACAAUAGCUGUAGGCGAGGAUUCGGAGACGUCGGAGAAUACCCGCUCAAAUAACAACUCAACGAGCGGUGGUGCGAGUGCGUCUGGGAAUAGUGGGUAUGGGCCGCACCGUCUGAUUCUUCAGGAUGCAGCGGGAACUAUGGCCGUGGGUGUUGAAAUCCAGCGUAUUGAUGGGAUAGCCUUGGAGAAACUUGCAAUUGGGGCGAAGCUCUUGCUUCGUAAUGCAUCUGUUGCGAGGGGUAUGGUGCUGCUUUCUCCGGCGUCUGUUACUCUACUCGGCGGCAAAAUUGAGGCUCUGGAUAAACCGUGGCGGGAGGGUAGGAAGGCUAGGUUGCUAGAGAGGACUGCAGGCGUUGAAGGUGAAUGA